AUGCCCGACUUUUUAUCGUUGAAGAAAGUGUGGGGAAAACUAGGCUCGGACGGUGCAGACCAGCCGAAUCCUGGCGGCGUUUACGGCCAAGGAGUCGGCAACAUGUCAGCUCAAGCAACGGUAGUACAUCCACAAGACGAGCGGGUAGCAAGAAUCAAUAUGAUACUGCGUGCAGCGCAAGUCUUCUUCGCUCUUGUCGCACUGCUCAUCGCGGUGUACAUGGCAACAUUCCAGGCAAAGUGGGUGGACAGCCCAUCUGGUCUUACCGGUUUAUUGCUCUUCCUUACGGCAGGCAGCUUGCUAGCAUCCAGCAUCUUUCUCGUUGUACCCAUCAUCUACGAACACUCAGGCUACAAAACCAUGAAGAACUUCACGCGCGCCCUUUCCGAAACACGCGUGGCUCUGGUCAGCAGCAGCAUCUUUGGCUUUCUGCUACUCAUCCUCGCCAUGACACAGACCAUUUCGGCUUUCACCUCUUCCGGAUGCAAAGACCCCACGAAAGAUCCUCAUGCGGGCGGAAAAGAUCGUGCCGAAUUUGUCAAGCAGCUGGGCGGCUGGUGUCGCACCAAGCGUGCUGAGGCCGCCUUUUGUUGGUUCCUCUGGGCGGCGUGGUUCCUUUCUUUGUUGCUUUUCCUGCGUCAAUGGAGGCUGGAACGCAAGAAUGGACCUCGCAUUCCACCUUUCGUGCACCCGAGAGACGAUUCGGCUUUCGAGCCCGUAGAUGACUUUGACGAACAAGAUACCUUUGAUGAAGCGAACAAGACGGCAAGGUACGGCGAUGGUGGCGAUGGGCGGUACGGAGUAGAGCCAGCGGCGUACGGGGGCAGGGAAGCGCCACAAAUGACUUCCUACGACCGACGAGGAGGCGACCCAUUGGCAGACAUCCAAGCCAAGUACGGUAUGGAUUCUCCCUACAAUCCCGAUCCGUUCGCUGAUGUGCGGGCUGCAGCUCCAGGAUACAGCAGACCAUCGUAUGAUUACAAUGCGUACGGCUUGGGUGCACCCGGUGGCUACCCGGUGGACCCGUACAGUACCAUCAAUCACCAGCUGAGCGCAGGACGUGGCAGUGGUCACCCACCCCAGCUGCCGAGCUUAGGCUACGGCUAUCACUGA
This is a messenger RNA of Mycosarcoma maydis (corn smut), 1113 nucleotides long. RefSeq lists its product as uncharacterized. The transcript has a single exon. Bases 1 to 1113 code for a protein of 370 amino acids. Lineage: Eukaryota; Fungi; Basidiomycota; Ustilaginomycetes; Ustilaginales. The record is from RefSeq and is a predicted model, not a curated record.